Ctenopharyngodon idella (grass carp) is the source of this 1315-nucleotide messenger RNA. RefSeq lists its product as uncharacterized. Lineage: Eukaryota; Metazoa; Chordata; Actinopteri; Cypriniformes; Xenocyprididae. The record is from RefSeq and is a predicted model, not a curated record. Bases 353 to 1315 code for a protein of 320 amino acids. The transcript is spliced from 4 exons.
GAAUGUCUUGUGUGUUAAUGGUUAACAUACUCUGGGCUAGAUAAACUUACUCACAGAUGUGUUUUUAAAUUCCCCAUGGCAUAAACUGACAGAAAUCAAAUUAAAACACAGGAGGAAGUGGGUGAGGCUGACAGGUUCAUAGAUUGUAAUCAGAACAAAAAUGCGUUCAGGAACAUUUCCUGAAAAAUAGCAGUAUAAAUAUGACUAAAAAUCAAGAGCUCUUCAGACUUCAACUGAAGACAUUACCUGACGACUUCUUUUCUUAACAUACCCAAGACACGCAUAGAUCCCAUGAGGUAUUUCACAAACACAGUGAGCUGUGUGUAAAGGUUUGAAACACAAAAAGGGACAAAUGUCUUCAGACAGAACUCAUGGGCAGCGUCCAUCGCCUUCUCCCUCAAGUGCAGAAGCCGCCAAAGCAGCAUCUGCAAAUGCAGCAGCAGGAGAAGGCAUGGAAAGUCUACAAUCACAACUGCUAGGAAAAACAUGGAAACAAUCACCAUUAAAAUUAACAGUAAUAAUGGCACUGACAGUUGCAGCAGCUGAAAUAAUAAUAGAUAUGGCAGGACCAGCAGUUUUUAACAGAGUUGUAGGACCAGUAGCAGGGGCAGUAACAGGAGCAGGACUAUGCAUUUUAAGAUCACUAAGGGAAGCAGGGGUGAGAGAAGAAGCAGUAACAGUGGGAGCAGCAGCAGUAGCUGGAGGCAUAGCAGGAACAGUAGCAGCAGAAAUAUUGCAAUUAUUAUCAGGAGCACAAUCACAAAGAGGAUCAGCAGUUAUUGGAACAAUGGCAGGAGCUGCAAUAAUAGCAGUAUCAGGACUACAUAUGCAACUGCUAAUAGAUACAGUAAAGUGGGUACUAGCUCUAGUAGAAAGAGAAAUAUCAGCAAUACAAUGGGGUACAAAAGUAACAAAACUAGCAUCGCUCACAGCAACAGUAAUCGGAGUAUCAAAAUCAGCAAUAGCAGCUGUAUUGAAAAUGUCACAGACAGCAGCGUUGAGUAUAGCAGCCGCAGCAGCAGCAGGAGCAGAAGCAUCAGGUGUAGCAGCAGAAGGAUCAACAGCAUCAGGUGUAGCAGCAACAGUAAUCAGAGUAUCAAAAUCAGCAGUGGCGAUACUAGCUCUUAUAAAAAGAGAAAUAUCAGCAAUACAGUGGUCUACAAAAUUAACACAACUAGCAUUGCUCACAGCAACAGUAAUCAGAGUAUCAAAACUAGCAAUAGCAGCUAUAUUGAAAGGGGCAGGAGCAUCAGGAACAGUGGAAAGACUUGUGGCAGGAUUGGGAAUUAAUGGAGCACCAGUGACGGGUGUUUAA